Molecule: messenger RNA, 949 nt
Organism: Macrobrachium nipponense
Lineage: Eukaryota; Metazoa; Arthropoda; Malacostraca; Decapoda; Palaemonidae
Exons: 4
Coding region: 300-803 (167 amino acids)
Source: RefSeq, a predicted model, not a curated record
UCCAACACAUUGUUGGGGAAGAAGAAGAAGAGUCGGCUUCGCUGUGUCGUGUCACCUCAGAGUUGCUGAUCUGGAGGCGGAAGGGCGGCGCGUUCGGCCGUUCGUGCGAAAGUGGACCGAGACUGGGAGGGCGUGUUAAACCUGUCAUUGGCCCCAGAUAAGACCUGCCUUCUCCCAAAAGCAGACGCCAGAAUCAGACGGAUUUGGUUGACGGGGAGAUCUCGACUGGGCUUCUUCGUUCAUUGCUUUUACAGACGACCGCUUUCAGAGAAAGUUUGACGGAUUUUACUAUAGGAAACAUGGCCAAAUAUAGGAAGGUACCAGAAAACUACUUCAAAUUUGUCAACCCAAUAAUUGUCUCACUAAUUGGCGUUGGAAUGUAUCUCUUGUUGAUGGCAUGGUUGGAUCCCAGGAACAUAUCGACCACAUAUUUUGGUCGUGUUGCAGAAUUUGCAACCUGGUUAGGAACUGAGAACAACCAUCUUAUGAAGCAGAUACUGUUGUGUUUACUGGCAAUCCACAUAAUUCAGGCUCUGAUUGGGGUGUAUUUAUGUCAGAAACACAGGCUUGGCUCUUUGGUCACCAUUGCCUGGACCUUACAGAACCUCAUUCUGGGUUUCCCAUCCCUUUACUAUCUCAUAUGGCCCCAAAAACCAAAGAGGAGCUCCAAUAGUGGUAAGAAAGAAGAAUCCAACAAGAAUUCAAACAAGUCCAAGGAAGGCAAGAAUGCCAACAAAGGAAAGGAGACAAAAAAUUCCAAGUCCAAAGAAAAGAAUCAUGCAAAGUCCAGAAAAGACAAAUAAAUUCUUUGUAAGUAAAAUCAUAAACUGCUCCCUCAGUAGGCAUCUGCGUCGGAGAUGGCUGUUGGAACAAAAAUAUAUAAAAAAAAAUUUUAUAUGGAGUUGUGGUUCAACAUUGUAACUUGAUAGAAUAAAUCCCUUUUUAAAAA